UUUUGCCACUAACAUGUCAAAGGUCUGUUUGUGGACUUUGUUACUGCAGAGCGAUCUGGGCACUGAUUUGUCUCCAUUGUACGCCUAUGUAGCGGAAUUUGGCCGAUCCAGUUUUUAGUCUACGAUGCUUGAAUGGGAGUCAUCAGAUUAUGAGCCCUCACUUCCAGUUUCGGAGAAAUCAAACCCCCUGACAUGGGACAUCGACCAAGCUUCACCCAGUCGCAUUGUUCGGAUGUUGCAGAACUGCGACGCCGAGAUGUUUCGCGAAGAGACAGGAAGCACUUACCUGACGCUUUUGUGUGACAAAGUGGUGAAAACCAUGAUGGACGUGGCUGAGAUAGUGGAGCUCAUCCUCAAGGAGCCAAAGGACAGCCUUGUUGUCUUGAGUGGCUGUGGAACGUCAGGUCGCCUGGCUUUCCUCGUGGCGUCAGGGUUCAACAGAGCACUGAGGGAGAUGAACCACAGUGAGGUCUAUGCAUACAUCAUUGCAGGAGGCAACAGAGCGCUGUUUUCCUCCCAAGAGGCCCCAGAAGAUGACCCCCACCUGGGCAUGUCCUGUCUGAAGAAGGUGUGUGAGGGGAAGAAGAGGGUCUUGUUCAUCGGGAUCUCCUGUGGACUCUCUGCUCCAUUUGUAGCAGGUCAGUUGGAGUUCUGUCUGCGGCACCCGGAGGUUUUCACUCCUGUUUUAAUUGGUUUUAACCCUGCACAUCAGGCACGGAAUGAGCCGACACCAAACUGCACGUUCACUUUCCUGAGUGUGGUCCAAAGAAUGCAGGUGCUUGCCAACAGUCGAAAAGCCUUCCUCAUCAACCCAUCAGUUGGGCCGGAGGCCAUCAGUGGUUCUUCCAGGAUGAAAGGAGGCAGCGCCACUAAGAUGCUCCUGGAGGUGAUCCUGUGUUCUGCUCACGCUGCCGCUUUCUCACGUGCAGCCACCACACACCAGGUCAUCUUGCAACACCUGGAAGCUUAUGAAAAAACUGUCAAGGUCACAUAUGCUCAGAGUACGGCCAUAGCUGCUUUGGUGACUACUGCUGGGCAGAGUUUACUCUGUAAGAAACGUGUAUGUUACCUGGGGUGGGGCAGCCUGGCUGUGCUGGGCCUCAUUGAUGCCAGUGAAUGUGAGCCAACGUUUGGGGCAGCCUACAGGGAUAUUCAAGCUUUCAUAAGUGGAGGAUACAGAGCGCUCAACAACGCUGAAGGUUCCAUUGCUUUGCUGGGUCCCCAGUUUUGCAUUGCGCAUGAAGACUUUUUGCUUCAUGUCCUACCCACUCUCGAUGACCAAGACACUGUCAUUCUCAUCUACACACAAACUGACAAUAUCACUGAAGUGAUGAAUGUUGCCUACAGAGUGAGGGAAAAGAUGUCUAACCUCCACGCUAUUUAUCACCAGGCUGAUGGAGAUGAUGACGAUCAAGAUGACAUAAAUAGAUUGUGUAUGUCCACGUUAACAUUUUCUUGGCCAUUACCUUCUUCUGGAAGUCUACAGCACAUGUGGGAGCUGUCCACCAAAUUGGUGCUGAACGCUGUGAGCACGGGAGCGCACAUCCUGAAGGGCAAGGUUUUCCACAACUACAUGAUCGACGUGCAAGUCACCAACAGCAAACUUUACCGCCGAGCCACACGUUUAAUCCAGAAAUUGUCUGGUCAUCCCGAGGCCCAGUGUGAGGAGGCUCUCUUGAAGGCUAUCUACCAGGUGGACCACCUGACUGAGGACAUGACCUCCGGUCACAUGGCCACACACAUAGCCAAGGGCAGAGAAAGGACAAAGGUAGUGCCUCUGACCUUGGUCUCACUGCUGACUGGUUGCUCUCUCGAGGAUGCGAGUUCUCGCCUGGAUUUGCAGCCAAUCAUACGGAAGGCUGUGGAGGCACUCAUGUCCAAGAUAUAAUAUUCUGUAACAACUUACAGGAGACAUUUUUCUGUCCAUAAAUUUGUACCAAUGAAGAUGAGGACUCUCAUUUUGUCAUCUAUUUUUUUAGCUUAUCUUUAUGCACCUCAAAUGGAUUUAAUGUUUUUGAUUGUUUUUUUUUUUUCUGUGCUUUAUCCGCAUACAUUGAAACAUUUGAAUGGGUAUUCAGAUCUACUGUGCUUCAGCGCGGAUCAUUAUCAUACAGAUGUAUUGUAUUGCAUUGUAUAUGAUAGUCUUGUAGCCUUUACCCAUAGUGUGUUUGUCAUGUUAUUUUCUUUCUAAUCUUCCGAGACAACUCUCCUGUGGUCUAUGUUUAGCGUGGUACAGGUCAGUGACUAAUGUCUCCCUUUAAAUUGGCUUACUGACUGAUUACAAGUUUGAAGACACCUGUAAUGCUAAUGCCGGGGAA
This is a messenger RNA of Hippocampus comes (tiger tail seahorse), 2318 nucleotides long. RefSeq names its product glucokinase (hexokinase 4) regulator (gene gckr). Gene Ontology annotation, cellular component: cytosol; nucleoplasm. Gene Ontology annotation, molecular function: enzyme binding; carbohydrate binding; enzyme inhibitor activity. Lineage: Eukaryota; Metazoa; Chordata; Actinopteri; Syngnathiformes; Syngnathidae. The transcript is spliced from 19 exons. Gene Ontology annotation, biological process: carbohydrate derivative metabolic process; glucose homeostasis; response to fructose. The coding region runs from base 125 to 1888 and encodes 587 amino acids. The record is from RefSeq and is a predicted model, not a curated record.